GGCCAUUCCCAUCGGAGUUAUUGCCAUCCCGCCCUUCGCCAACUUCUUGGUCAUCGUCCUGAUGUAUUUCUUCCCACGCCAGCUCCUGAUCCGCCACUUCUGGACCCCGAGCCAGCAGGUUGAGUUCCUGGACGCCUACGACGCCAUCCGGAGGGACUCGUAUCCGGAUGUGGUGGAGAGUUUAGCCCUGGCAGUGCGUUCCCUGCCUGAGCCGCAGCUCCAAAAACGCCUGCAGGAGCUCUGCGCCCAGGUGCAGCGAGGUUCCCAGCCGCGCGUGGCCGAACUCUACGCUGUGAGAAGUUUGUUUUUGGGAUCUCCGCUGGGUCUGAACAAGCUCCAGGUGUCUCACGUGAAAGCCCUAAGCCAGGUCCUGUUUCUGACCCCCCACUUGCCGGCCUUUUUCCUGAGGCGUCGCCUGCGGAGCCACGUCUUGGAGAUCCGGCACCUGGACCGCGCCAUGCUGCGCCUGGGCUUGGGCCAGCUGUCCGAGGAGGAGCUGAAAGCGGCUUGUUACCUCCGUGGCCUGAACCCCACUCGUCUCGGCAUGUCCGAGUGCAGAGCGUGGCUGGAGCAGUGGCUGGGGCUCUCCUGCAAGCUGCAAGCUUCCGAAGCUUCCCUCCUGGCGAACAGCAUGGUCCUGCUGUCCCUCAACUACGUCGGGGCCAAGGAGUACGGCGGAGCCCGGCAGCGCGCGCCGACUCAGCAAUUCCCAGCCUGGUGCCACAAAAAAAACCCCAACCCCCAGACCAAACCCCUUUCGCUGGUGCGAAACCACAGCCCGGAGUUGGUGAGAGGGGCCCCGAUGCUGCCGCGGGGGCGAAGACGCGAUUCCCUCCCUCCUGCGCCAGAGGUUUGCGCCGGCGCCGGCUCUUCUCUUCCCCUUCGUGCCAUCGGAGCGGGCUGGGGACGCCGCGGGGCUGAGCCCCGUCCCUCCCCAACCCCCAGACCAAACCCCUUUCGCUGGUGCGAAACCACAGCCCGGAGUUG
Aptenodytes forsteri (emperor penguin) is the source of this 987-nucleotide messenger RNA. Its product is annotated as LETM1 domain-containing protein 1-like. The record is from RefSeq and is a predicted model, not a curated record. The transcript is spliced from 6 exons. The annotation marks the transcript as partial. Gene Ontology annotation, molecular function: ribosome binding. Gene Ontology annotation, cellular component: mitochondrial inner membrane. Gene Ontology annotation, biological process: intracellular monoatomic cation homeostasis. NCBI's taxonomy places the organism in Eukaryota, Metazoa, Chordata, Aves, Sphenisciformes, Spheniscidae.